AUGCCAUCCCCAGCAGCGCCACCUCCCCCGCCGCCGCCACCCUCUCCGACCUCGCCGCCGCCACUGCCGCCGCCGCCGCCCGACCCGAUGCCGCCACCCUCACCGCUACCGCCGCCGCCACGACCGUCGUCGCCGCCGCCCUCGUCGCCUCCUCAACCUCCGCCGCCGCCACCCUCCCCUCCGCCGCCGCCGCCGCCCUCGCCGCCGCCCUCGCCACCGCUGCCAUUGCCACCGCCGCCGCCACCCUCGCCGCCGCCGCCACCAUCACCACCUCCGCCGCCGCCGCCGCCACCAACACCACCUCCGCCGCCGCCGCCGCCUUCCCCACCGCCACCAUCGCCUCCUCCGCCGCCGCCGCCCUCCGCACCGCCACCCACGCCUCUGCCGCCGCCGCCGCCCUCCCCGCCGCCGCCGUCGUCGCCGCCGCCGCCGCCGCCGCCACUCACCCCCCCUCCUCCGCCGCCGCCUCCUUUCCCACCGGCGCUCCCUCCGAUGCCGCCCGCUCUGCCGCCCCCCUCGCCGCCCUCGCCGCCGCCUUCACCCCCACCACUGACACCCCCACCCUCUUCGACAUCGACCUCGUCACCGCCGUAG
Messenger RNA from Emiliania huxleyi CCMP1516, 594 nucleotides. RefSeq lists its product as hypothetical. Lineage: Eukaryota; Haptophyta; Isochrysidales; Noelaerhabdaceae. The record is from RefSeq and is a predicted model, not a curated record. The transcript has a single exon. Bases 1 to 594 code for a protein of 197 amino acids.